Odontomachus brunneus is the source of this 8915-nucleotide messenger RNA. RefSeq names its product Down syndrome cell adhesion molecule-like protein Dscam2 (gene Dscam3). Lineage: Eukaryota; Metazoa; Arthropoda; Insecta; Hymenoptera; Formicidae. Gene Ontology annotation, molecular function: cell-cell adhesion mediator activity. The record is from RefSeq and is a predicted model, not a curated record. Gene Ontology annotation, biological process: dendrite self-avoidance; axon guidance; homophilic cell-cell adhesion. The transcript has 33 exons. Gene Ontology annotation, cellular component: plasma membrane; axon. The coding region runs from base 375 to 6377 and encodes 2000 amino acids.
GUGGGAGAUGCUAGGAGACGUUCGAAAUCGCAGAUAUGUCGAGGCUUCUCGCGUAUACGGGGUGUCCCGCGCCAACGCGCGACUUUCCGUCGACUCCUUCGAUCAGAGCAAAGUCGCGAUUGCGAUCGGCGCUCGUGAGUCGCGUUGAUCCUCGUCAAUUGAUCGCGAUCGCAAUCGGAGCACGGGAUACAAACGUUUCUCGGAAAACUACGGAGUCCCGAUGAAGCUAACAAAUACGACGUAUUAAUUCGCAGUCGCGCGUCACCGGAAUUCCGGGUUCCACGGAAUCUUUCGACAGACACUUCUCGCCUCGAAUUCUCCUGAAGCCCUGACUUGUCUUAUCUUCCUACGAUUGAUCCGACGCUCGAUACGAGAUGUCUGCCAACCGAAAAUCAGGAAAGUUUCAAGAAUGUGUUGAGCUGACUCUGUCUGGGCAUACUAGGGUUUUGGGGAUGGAUUCGACAUUGUUGCUGCUCCUACUGACCGGGUGCAGCGUGAAAUUUGCGCUUGGUCAGCAGGGCCCGGUAUUCGUCCUGGAACCGCCUAGCACUCUGGUCUUUUCAAACACCACGGGUUCGCAAUUGGGCUGCUCCGCGCACGGCAGCCCGACGCCGCACGUCACGUGGAUUACCAGUCCAGAUCAGAGAUCGGUUACGGCAGUGCCGGGACUCAGGCAACUUCUGGGCAACGGGACGUUGUACUUCCCGCCGUUCUUAGCUCAAGACUUUCGAGCCGAGGUGCACAACGCCCGAUACCGAUGUCGCGCGACCAGCUCCGUUGGGACGGUGCUUUCUCGCGAGGUCACCCUUCGCGCUGUAUUGACGGUGCCUGGAUACGAUGUCAGGGUGAACAGACAACCCGUCAUGGAAGGAUGCAACGCGGUGUUGUCCUGCACUGCUCGUGAAGAUGUCAAGGAGCAUCUCACCGUAACCUCGUGGUUCCGCGACGAAGCCAUCCUCCUACCUGGGAACACAGACACCGGCGGAAGAUUCGUGGUUACAUCGCAGGGUGAUCUUCAUAUCAGGGCCGCCAGACCAGAAGACGGCAGAGCGACGUACUCGUGUCUGACCCUGCAUGCUUUAACUAGCGAGCGGAAAAGAAGCGAACCCGCCAGUCUAACAGUCACAGAACCACCCGGUUCCACGCCACCGCGAUUGAUGCAACGGUCGGAGAUCGCUAUUUCGGCCGAGAGCGGCUCCGACGUUCACCUCACGUGCUCGGCGCAAGGAAGCCCACCGCCGCAAUUUACCUGGUAUCGCGAUGUUAAUGGCCACUCGAUACCGGUCGAAUCGUUCGGCCGUAUCCAGCUCUGGGGUGAUUUAAUGCUAAUUCGUCGCGUAGACGCGCAGGACGCUGGAAGAUACGUUUGCCGGGCCAGCAAUCAACUCGGCGAGCAACGAGCGGAGACGCACUUGUCCGUCACUUCAAAGCUAAACGCUCGGAUUCAGCCGCGUGUGCAGGUCAUUAAUUCCGGCGAGACCGCUACGAUGAACUGCACGGUCGAGGGAUAUCCGGUCGAGAGCGUUGAGUGGCUGCACGACGGUAUACCAGUAUUGACCGCACAGGACACGAGGAUCAGAUUGUUGGCUCCCUUGGUGCUCGUGAUAGGCUCUGUCGGUCGCAGGGACAAGGGGAUGUAUCAGUGUUUGGUGAGGAGCGACAAGGAAAACGCGCAGGCCACCGCUGAACUCAAGCUUGGAGACACGGUUCCGGAGCUGCAAUACACAUUUAUCGAGCAAGCCCUGCGACCGGGCCCGCCAGUCUCUCUGCGGUGUUCAGCUACCGGCUCACCGACUCCAUCCUUCACGUGGUUGCUCGACGGCGAACCACUGAGCCAAAUUGCGACUGGGCACAGAUACGCGAUAGGCCAAUACGUGGAUCAAUCCGGUGACGUGAUCAGUCACUUAAACAUUUCAUCGGCGGGGACCGAGGACGGUGGGCUGUACGCUUGCGUUGCGUCCAACACUUUGGCGACCGUCGAACACAAAGCUAGAUUGAACAUUUAUGGACCGCCGUACAUCCGAUCGAUCGGCCCGGUUCGCGCCAUCGCCGGUGUCGACAUCACAAUAGCGUGUCCCUACUCAGGAUAUCCGAUCACAUCGGUCGAGUGGACUCGGGGUGGUGCCGAGUUGCCCUUUGACAUCAGGCACCGAGUCGACAGCGAGGGCCACCUUACGAUCGUCACGGUAGAUCCGAAUGACGCCGGCACCUAUACCUGUAUAGUCCGAGCUAGUUCCGGAGAGACCACCAAUAGAGAUAUACUUCUGACCGUCAACAGUCCACCGGUAAUGAGUCCCUUCAGUUUCCCCGCGAAUUCGCAAGAAGGCAGUCGCGCUCAAGUGACGUGCAGCGUAACGUCGGGCGAUCUGCCGAUCCAUAUCUCCUGGUUGAAGGAUGGCGAACCACUGCCUUCUUCCCUUCGCAUUGAAGAACGAGGCGCCGAGUUCUUCAGCCUGCUUGUCUUCAAGGAACUAUCAUCGCGGCAUAGCGGCAAAUACACCUGCGUGGCCACGAACAGUGCCGCCAAGGUCAACCACACAGCGGAGCUCUUGGUAAAAGUACCCCCUCAGUGGAUAUUUGAGCCACAGGACGUGGCUACUCUCCUGGGCAAUCCGCUGAACGUUCAUUGCGAGGCCAAAGGUUUUCCGCCGCCGCGUAUCACAUGGCUACGUGCCAGAGGCAGAACGUCCAACGAUUAUCAGCCGCUGGUCGAUGGUUCCGAUGGUAGACUCACGAUAUUGCCUAAUGGGUCUUUGUGGACGGCUUCCGCCGGCCCGCAGGAUGAGGGUUACUAUCUGUGUCGGGCUAACAAUGGAAUCGGAUCAGGGCUAAGCAAAGUGAUAUACGUGUCUGUGCACGAGCCGGCGAGAUUCGAGUUCCAGAGUAAGAACGUGACGAUUCGCCGCGGGGAGUCCGUAACCAUCGACUGCACCGUGAUCGGUGAUAAUCCUAUAGAGGUGCAAUGGAUGCACAACAGCGAUCGGCUGGACAUGAGCAACCAUAGAUUAAGCAUCGGUGAGAUAAAGACUGACAACGGCCUGAAGUCGCAACUGUCCGUCGCGAACAGCGAUCGGCAAGACUCCGGAGUCUACAGGUGCACCGCGAGCAACGCUUACGGAAGAAGCGAGCACUUGAUUUACUUAGCGGUGCAAGAGAGGCCGGAUCCCCCAGCCGGAUUAGAGGUAAUAGAGAUCGGUUCUCGAUCGAUACGCUUGCUGUGGAAGCGAUCUUUCGACGGCAACAGUCCCAUAAGAAAUUACGUGAUACAAUAUCGCUCGUUGAGCCACGGUAUGACCGAUGAUUGGAAUCCCGUUAAAACGCACAACGUCACGUACACGCCGGGAAGCUUCAAUAGCGGUAAUUCUAUACAUCCGACCCAAAAUGGGUUAUCGCCGUUCGAGAGCACGAGCGAUGACCAAGAGGUGGCUCUAGUCGGCAGCCUUCAUCCGGCUGUCACCUACACCUUCAGGAUAUUCGCUAUAAACUCUAUCGACGCGAGCGGACCCACAGAGCCCGUGGUGGCGAAGACGCAAGAGGAAGCGCCCACAGAGCCGCCGCAAAACAUCAAAGUGCAAUCCGCCGGACCCGGAGAACUCAUGGUUAGCUGGCAGCCACCGCCAAAAGAAUCCUGCAACGGAGAUCUGCUAGGAUAUAUAGUGACAUGGUCGGAGCAUUCAUCGUCAACUUCGGGCGUAAAUCAGAGUAAGAGCUUGACUGUGAACGGCUGGGCGACGACAAAGGUGCAGCUGACUGGCCUAAGGAAAUUCACCAAGUACGACAUUUCGAUUCGAGCCUUCAACAGCAUAGCUAGUGGGCCAACGAGCUCUCCCAUCGUUGGUACUACUCAAGAAGGAGUACCGGAAACGCCGCCGACUCAAGUUACGUGCGCUCCAUUAUCUUCGCAAAGUGUCAAAGUGUCUUGGACUGCACCGCCUCUUCACCAGCACGGUGGAAUUAUCAUAGGAUACAAAGUCUAUUACAGACCCGUGCCUACCGAUAACAUGGACAUAUCGACGAUCGGUGAAGUGAAGAAGACCUCCAGCAUGGAAACUUACUUGCACACGUUGUACAAGUACACGAAUUACUCCAUCAAGGUGUUGGCCUACACGAAAGCGGGCGAUGGAGCGUUGAGCCCACCGAUCUUCUGCAUGACAGAGGAAGAUGUUCCUGGUCCACCUGCCGGCAUCAAAGCACUCGCGUUAACGGCGGAGAGUAUAUUGGUCUCGUGGCUGCCACCGUUGCAGCCUAAUGGAAACGUCUCAAAAUAUACGGUGUACAGCAGAGAAGCCGGCUCGAAAAAGCACAACGCGCACACAAUGCACGAACCGCCGUUGUCACCCACGGAUACUCUCACGAUGGAAUUACGAGAUCUGGUGGAAAGACAAUUAUACGAAUUCUGGGUGUCGGCGACGACCAGUGUCGGGGAAGGAGAACAAACCAUUAUAGUUACGCAGACAACGAAUACCAGAGCUCCCGCCAGAGUGGCAUCGUUUUCGCAAGUAUUGAGAAGGGCUGUGAAGUCGUCAGUCAUGUUGUCGUGCUUGGUAGUGGGAAAUCCUACGCCACGACCUAUCUGGACGUACAGAAACGGUCAAAUCUCUACCGGCAGGCAUUACGAAAUCACACACGACGGACACCUCAAUAUACGCGGAUUGGAACAGUCGGUCACAGGGAAUUAUACUUGUUCGGCCAGCAACCUGUUUGGCGACGAUUCCAUCACAUAUUCGUUAGUCGUUGUAAUGCCGCCCAAAGCACCGUCGUUGGAGCUACAAUAUACGACGACCAACAGUAUCAGAUUCCGAUGGAAUCAUCCUGACAACGGCGGUGCUACUAUACAAGGAUACGUGUUGAGUUAUAAGAGGGAUCAAGGUGGUUGGGAAGAAAUCACAUUGUCCCCCGAGCAGAUGGAGUUCGUGCUCUCCGGAUUAAAGUGUGGCUCGUCCUACUUAGCGCACUUGACGGCGCAUAAUCGCGUCGACACGGGCGAUCCGAGUCCACUGAUUAGCGCAACAACGAAAGGCACCGCGCCUCUACUGCCUAAGGAAAGAGACAUCAUCUCGGCGAAUGGUACAUCAGUGAAAUUGAAUCUAUUAUCUUGGCCUAACGGAGGGUGUCCCAUUCAAUAUUACACCGUGGAAUAUCGCCGACGAAUUAGUACGGAGCCGUGGAUUUUGGUAGCCAGCAGAGCGACCGAGAAUCUCAUUAUCCGUGAUUUGAAAACGGCGUCGUGGUACAGUCUACGUUUGACUGCACACAAUGAUGCGGGCUCGACUCAGACACAGAUGGAAUUUGCUACGACCACGUUGAGCGGAGUCAGUAUCGGUCCGCCUAACGACUUGAUAAUGGAGGACGACGUCAAGAAGACUGUGCCUAAUCACAAAGUUUUAUAUGUCGUCGUGCCGCUCAUCUGCGGGAUUGUAUUAGCCGUCUCCGCGGUUAUCCUAGGAUACGUCAUGCUCAAGCGUAGCGGCAGAGCGAGUUAUUUAGGCGAGAUGCUGCCAGGACAACAACAACAACAACAGACGGGAUUGGGAAUGGUUCCGCAACAACAACAUCAACAGCAGCAUCAUCACCUGUCAAGCUGCAUGUCAACCGUGCAACUCAAAUCGACCGCUGAACGUGACAACAGACGCAAUCACCAGGUCUACACCAGUUCCCCCGUGAAGCAGGAGAACCACAAAGCCACCGAUCAUGGAUCGGAGAUGUACGAGAUUAGUCCGUACGCCACAUUCAGCGUUCCCGGAAGAGAAAACCGCUCGGUGACAACGGCGACGCUCGAUUACACGAUGCAGUUCAAGACGUUCGGCCACUUGGAGAACGAGGAUAUCAAUACUAUUGACUACGAGAGAUCUAGCGUGGAGUUCGAGAGGUCGAAAACACCAAGGUGGCACAAGCAACGCUACUUUCCGAGCAUUGCGGAAGCCGAGAGCAAGCUGCGAUCGAGUCGACAGGGCUCCGGGAGCGACACGUCCGGGAGUCCCUGCGGCGAAUGCGCCGGGCCUAGUUAUAGAGUGCCAGUAAAGCCUUGUAGAGAUGUAUUUUCGCGAGGUGUGGAAUCGAGUACGGAGUCCAACAACGAAGGCUCGCCCUCACUCGCGAGACGACGAAGCCGACAGCCGAGCCGGUCUACUCGCAGUUCGGUGGAGGACAUGACGCUAUUGCCGCCAAGCGGGUUCAGCGACAGCCGUGAAUUGAGCGACGUGGAGUGCGACCGUGAUCGUGAUCGCGAACGCGAUCGUGAGUGGCAGAGUUUGUCGGCCGGGACCCGUCACGGCGGCAGCCUGGGUAGACUCCCGAUCGAGGCCGUCGAAUCUAUGCUCGCUAGAUAUCAGCAAAGGAAGGAGCAAGAAAGACAAGAGUUCACUAUACAUGUAUGAUCGAGAUUCGCUGGUUCGACUUGGUAUCUUCGCCGGACGAUAUAACGUUGUUUAGAAAGAGACGAGGAAUCACCUCUCCUCGAGAGAUCAUUCGUCGUUGGCGGGCAUUUUACGGAAUCUUAAUGAAGAUGGUAGUUUAAUGUAUCGUAAGGACAAUUCACAACCGAUCGACGACGGAGAGUGACAGAAGACUCACAGUUCUAUUUGUUGAAGAGAUGUGUUAACUACCGACCUGCGUUGCGCAAAAUACUGCCGUUAUUAUACAUAACAAAAACAUGGCCUUCGUACGUAACCCUGUAUGCACUACUGUAAACGGCGCCGAACGGCGAGAGAAAGAAGAAUGGCAAACCUCUCGUUUGCGGCACAACCCCCAUACAUACAUACAUACAUACAUACAUACAUACAUACAUACAUACAUAUAUACAUAAAUACAUAUAUGCAUACAUACAUAUAUAUAUACAUCAUACAUACAUACAUACAAACAGACAUACAUAUAUACAUACAUACACGCACAUGAGAUUAAUCGAGAAACAACGGAAAACACUCGACGACUAACUGUGCGUUUUUGAUAGCAUUUAUUCUUUCUAUCGCCAAAUUACGAUUGUAUUGUAUUAUUAUACGCAACGUGAUUGCGAUAAAGAAAGUCUGAUUGACCGAUCCAUUACUUUCGCGACGACCAAUUACUGAUAUACAGGGUGAACGCCAACUACCGCAACGAGUAUCUCUGCUUUACUUACUGCGAUUUACUUAUUAACGAGCCAUUCAGUGUGCGAAUCUAGGGAUGACCAAUUAUCAGGAACGAGUAUUACAUUUUAAAAGAUUUUAAAGACGCUGCAGCGUGCGCGGCGCGUUACGUGUUACUCACCAUAAAAUAGGUCAAUUAAAUGAAAGAAAGCAACAGAGGCAUAUAUAUUCGAUGAAAUUCCAGUUUCAAUUUCGAAUAUCGAAUAUUGAUUUUCAAAUUUCCUCAUAUUUCUUUCGAUAAUGUUUGAAAUACAUACAUACACAUAUAUAUGUGUGUAUAUAUGUAUAUAUGCGUAUGCUCAUCGCGUGAAAAAGUGCAAUACAAUUCGACAGUACUAAUUUUGAAAAUCGACUUUUGAUGACUGAUUAAUUUUUUUCUAAUAGUGCCAAUUCUAACAAAACUGUAUAGUGUUAAGGACAUCAUGAGAAAGAUUUGGAAUAAGAAGGAUGUACGUUUGCUCCUUCAUGCCCAAAAAGAAAAAGAGCCGAACGCUCUAAAGCGUUAUUAUUAAAUUAGUAUCUACGAGCCGAUCACACAUUCGAACGAGCGACUAGCGCCUUAAUUGUGUAAAUAAAUUUAAAACGGCUCCUCAAGGAUUUAUCGACGUGAUCGAAUAAAAUACGCUAUUGAUUAUGGGAUAUCACUCACGUGUGCGCAGAGACAGAAUCGUAGUAUCUCCGCAGACAGGAUCGAGAAUCGUAGAGCAAUUGUAGAAUGAUCGACGAAGCUGUAGAGAGCUCCAUUCCCCGUCGGAAAUCCCCGGCGCCUCGUUUUCCUUUCGAAGAUCUCUUCCGCGACAUGAGACUGACGUUAACCGAGUACGCUUACGUUGAUGUCUGCCAAAGAAAGUAAAUAAUUAGUCGCGUUUCGCCGAGGCGACAUUUCCAAUUGUGCUGAAGAGAAAGCAUGCAAUAAGCGCGCACGACAAUUUUAGUCUUGUUUUAUCUCUCGUUUUCUUUCCCUUUUAAAUAAAGAGAGACAAGACUCGAAUGACUCGCUUAGUAUUAUCUCAUGACUGUUUUUAUUAAGACGUUAUUAAUGCGGAUAAGUCUCAUAAGUAAUUUAUGGAAAUUCACGGCGUGCGUCUUCUAUUACCUUACAGCGUUAUCGCAUAGAUGCAAUAUGUACAUAAACGAAAUAAUCUUCGAGAUGAGCGUGUACGAAUGCACGUUUAUUUCGGAGAACGGAAAUAUGCGCGAGAAAAUAUAGCGAGAUUAUUGCGAUCGGAAUCGUAACAUCAUACCACAAGAAAAUGGAUGAAUCGAAAGGAAUCGACAAAAAAAAUGUUCUAUAAAAUUGGAUUUCCCGUCUUGAAACUCAGGAAAAAUUUAAAAAUGGAGGAUGAACGAUCGUUGACUCCUCGUAAUUCAUCUAUUUUCAGCAGGAUAAGAUCGUUUGAAUAAUUUAGAGCAAAUACGAUACGAAAUUAUAUUGAAAGAGAGGAGGGAGAGUACCGUGCGUGUGUUUCAAUUUGCCGCGUCGUAAAAGUAACACUGUUCAUUCAACGGUCGGAAUAAAUGCAAAAUAUAUAUUGCCAUUUCGAGGAGUAAAAAUGUGUGUAAAUGUCGUAAUUCAACAUGCGAAUGAAACCGUCAAACGAAGACUGUCUGAAUAAUUAGAGAAAAUGUGAAAUGAGAGAUGAAAAUUAUACGCAAAAAGAACCGGUAAAAACCGCAUUUUGGACAUUUCGAUAAUUCUGGAAUUUGUAUAUGCCGAAGGAACGGUCUCCACUGAGACAUAUGUAUACAUCUACUGACAAAAAAAGAAAUAAAAAGAAGAAAUACGGUACGGUA